AUGUCCCUUCUCUCUCUCUCUUUCUCCUCCCUUUCUCUCUCUCUCUCUCUCUCUCUCUCUCUGUCUCAGAUUGUCAGAAGGUCUCUCUUCACAACUAAUAAUGUGUCUCUUUGCCCAACUACCAGGAUGUCUCUCAGACUGUCAAUAUAUCUUUCUCUCUCUCUCUCUCAAACAGCUAAUAUGCCACUCUCUUUCCCUUUAAUACUGUCAAUAUGUCUCCAUCUUUCUCUCAUGCUGUCAAUGCCCCCCUUCUCUCUCUCUUUCUCUCUCUCUUUUCAGACUGUCAAUAUGCCACACCUCUUUCACUCUUAUGCAGUCAAACGGUUUUUCUCCACAACUGCCAAUAUGUCCUUUGCCCAACCGUCACACUCUCUCAGAAUGCCAAUCUCUCUCUCUCUCUCUCUCUCUCUCUCUCAAAUAGCUAAUAUGUCACUCUCUUUCUCUUUAAUACUGUCAAUAUGUCUCCCUCUUUCUGUCAUACUGUCAAUAUCUUCCCCCUCUCUCUCUCAGACUGUCAAAAGAUCUCUCACAAUUGCCAAUAUGUCUCUCUGCCCGACCGCCACACUGUUUCUGAGACUCUCAAUAUCUCUCUGUCUUUCUCGGACUGUCAAUAUCUCUCUGUCUCUCUCAGAUUGUCACUAUCCCGCUUCCUCUCUCUCACACUGUCAAUAUCACUCUCUUUCAGAGUCAAUAUCUCUAUCUUUCUCAGACUGCCAAUAUUUUUUUCCUUUUCCCAUCUUAUUUUAUUUUUUUUCGUCAUCUGGGUUUGAAACGGAGUUUCUCUUUCACUCUUUUUCUUCUUCUUCUUCUUCUUCUCUCUCUCUCUCUCUCUCUCUCUCUAAUUACUACUCCUUUCACAUAAUAAAAUCUUUUGCCUUCUAUCUAUCUAUCUAUCUAUCUAUCUAUCUAUCUAUCUAUCUAUCUAUCGCCCUAAAUAAUCUGCUUUCUUUUUGUUCUUUUUUUUAUCUUUCUCUUUUUUGUUCCCUUUUCUCUUCUACCCUUUUCUCUUCUUCUCUUUUCCUCUUCAUUUUUCCCUUCUUUCUUCCUUACCUCCACUUCCUCUUACUGCUACCGCCACAAUUCCUUUUUCUCCUAUUUUGUUUUCUCCUCCUUAUGUUUUUGUUCUUCCUUUUUUUCUUUCUCUUCUUCUUUCCUUUUGUUCUUCUUUCUACCUUACUUUCACUUCCUCGUACUACUACCCACACAAUUACUUUUCCCCCUCUUUUGUUUCCCCCUACCUAUCUCCUUCGUUUCUGUUCUUCCUUUUUCUUUUUCUUUCCUUUUUCUUUUUCUUUCCUUUUUCUUUUUCUUUCCUUUUUCUUUUCUUCCUUUUUUCUCAUCUUCCUUCCUUACUUCCACUUCCUCUUACUACUACUACCGCCACAAUUCCUUUUUCUUUUGUUUUCCUCUUUUUCGGCGAUCCGCGGAUACGGCCAACAUUUGGCAAGUAUUUCAACAUCCCCCCACACACAAACUUUACGAUUAUUAAUUGAGCUCCUUAUACUUUUUUUUGCCUGGAUGUGGCGGUCAGACUAA
Messenger RNA from Acanthosepion pharaonis, 1536 nucleotides. The record is from the annotation of a GenBank genome assembly. Lineage: Eukaryota; Metazoa; Mollusca; Cephalopoda; Sepiida; Sepiidae.